Manihot esculenta (cassava) is the source of this 1213-nucleotide messenger RNA. Its product is annotated as zinc transporter 2. Gene Ontology annotation, molecular function: zinc ion transmembrane transporter activity. NCBI's taxonomy places the organism in Eukaryota, Viridiplantae, Streptophyta, Magnoliopsida, Malpighiales, Euphorbiaceae. Gene Ontology annotation, biological process: zinc ion transmembrane transport. The record is from RefSeq and is a predicted model, not a curated record. Bases 102 to 965 code for a protein of 287 amino acids. The transcript is spliced from 3 exons. Gene Ontology annotation, cellular component: membrane.
AUAAUUCAAAUACAAACCAUUAAUUCUUAUAAAGCAAUUGCUAAUAAACCCAAGAAGAAAAAAAAAAUCCAUACCGUUAAUUAUAGCCAAGACAGAAAACUAUGGCUUCCCUAUCUUGGCUUCCGACUCUCAAGUCAACCAUCUACAUUUCUCUGCUGGUCCUUCAUUUUUCCUUAAUAAAGGGCCAUGGAGGUGGUGAUGAUGAAGAUAGCAGCAGCAACGACAACGCAGACUUGCAUGCCAAAGGGUUGAUCUUGGUGAAAAUUUGGUGUUUGAUUAUUCUUCUUGUGAGCACUUUCGCUGGUGGCGUCUCCCCCUACUUCUACCGAUGGAACGAGAGUUUCCUUCUCUUGGGUACUCAAUUUGCUGGUGGGGUUUUUCUUGGGACAUCUCUAAUGCAUUUCUUGAGUGAUUCUACUGAUACUUUUUCCAGUCUUACAACAAAGACAUAUCCCUUCUCUUUCAUGCUGGCCUCUUCUGGCUAUCUCUUGACCAUGCUUGGAGAUUGUAUAGUGAGCUUGAUCACAAAGGGUAACCAAAGAGAAACUAGUGUGGUUCAAGCAGAAGUAGGAAGAGUAGUUCCAGAAGAUGAUAAAGAAGUGGGUCAAGUGGAUCUGAACCCAGUUUUAUUGCGGACUACUUCUCUUGGGGACACCAUUCUACUAAUUCUUGCUUUGUGUUUUCAUUCAGUGUUUGAGGGGAUUGCUGUCGGAGUUGCAGCAACUAACGCAGAGGCAUGGAGGAAUCUUUGGACAAUAUCCUUGCAUAAAAUUUUUGCAGCCAUAGCAAUGGGAAUUGCACUUCUUAGGAUGCUCCCAACAAGGCCAUUUCUAUUAACAGUGGCAUACUCUUUUGCCUUUGCGAUUUCCAGCCCCAUUGGAGUAGGGAUUGGCAUUGCCAUUAAUGCCACAACUCAAGGCCAAACAGCUGAUUGGACCUACGCCAUUUCAAUGGGAAUUGCAUGAGACUUUCCAGAAGCCAAAGACCAUUGGUGAAGUCCGUGAAAGCUGAGCCAUCUUGUCUGCAUGACAUAUUUUGGAGUAGGCUACAAGGAGCAUAGUUAAUGCGAUAUAUUUAGAACUUAGUCUGCUUAACUAAAUAUCUCUCAACUACACAUAUCUAGCUAGCUAAUUUACCAAAAUCUUUCAACUGUCAACUAGCUAUUGUGACUUCAUGACCAAGCUUGAGUGAAUAAUUAGUUUUGGUUAUUUAC